AUGAACGCCGACAAAAGAAUGACAAUCAAGUUGAACAACCAUUUAGUUGAAAAUCAAUCAGGAAAAAAUGUGCGUCAAAUUGUCAACAAUGUUGCUUUUUUUCUCCGGGAUGUUCGAUUUACAAUGGAAAUGUUCAAUGAACUUGAAGCUCUUAGAAAAUUCAAUGAACGAACGAUAAGCGACAUGAACACUAAACGCACGAAUUGCCUCUUGAUCGAGUUAGAUAAACGAUCAAAACAGUUGCAUAAUGUGUCGACAUUUAGUUACUGA
Clunio marinus is the source of this 270-nucleotide messenger RNA. The record is from the annotation of a GenBank genome assembly. NCBI's taxonomy places the organism in Eukaryota, Metazoa, Arthropoda, Insecta, Diptera, Chironomidae.